GACCAAACUGCUUUCAAUAUGUACGAAUCAAUCAUCCAGCCCACUGAUGACCGUUUCCUCCAACCGAAGGAAAAGAAGGCAUGCAAUGGAUGGAUACCAAUGGUACGAAGCGUAACAAGUCGAGGCAAAAUUGAGGUUUCCGAAGUAUUCCGUGAUGAACGUCCAAGUGCAGACUUCGAAGUGGUGUUUCCCUUCCAGAUCAUUUUUGACCCAAAACGGACGCAAAUGAAGCUUUGGAUAGGCUACUACUAGCUCCAUGGCAGGACCUAAAAUUCAUGAAGCUUCAAAAUCGUCAGCUCGAUAUCUCUAGGAUAUAAAACAAAAAAAAAGAAGAGCUUUAUUACAAUAUAGCAUUUAGUAUAAAUAACAAUCAAUACAUCAGUCAACAG
This is a messenger RNA of Umbelopsis ramanniana AG, 389 nucleotides long. RefSeq lists its product as uncharacterized. The transcript has 2 exons. NCBI's taxonomy places the organism in Eukaryota, Fungi, Mucoromycota, Umbelopsidomycetes, Umbelopsidales, Umbelopsidaceae. The annotation marks the transcript as partial. The record is from RefSeq and is a predicted model, not a curated record.